Molecule: messenger RNA, 618 nt
Organism: Nicotiana tabacum (common tobacco)
Lineage: Eukaryota; Viridiplantae; Streptophyta; Magnoliopsida; Solanales; Solanaceae
Source: RefSeq, a predicted model, not a curated record
AUGACUGGUGGUGACAUUCGGUUCAAGGCUUAUAAACCUCUUUUUGUGAAGAUUGAUGUAAGUAAAAAAUGUCUUAUGGGUCUGGUGCAGGUGCUCAGAGCCUUUGGUUGGAUGCUUCCAGCCAUUAUUAUGUCAGCGGUACUUGGAACAGGCACAAAUACUAUUAUCAUGGCAUUAGCACUUCCUUUGGCGCAGUCUGCUCUUUCAUUAGUAAUGGAUGCCAUCUGGGGAUGGUCCAAUGACGGCCCGCGAUCCAAGUCCAAGAAAAAGAAAAGACCCUAUGCUAGAGCAGCGAGCAACCCUGGAAUAAGAACGAGAGAAGGACAAAAUACUCGAAAUGGCAAGGGAGUUGGAGACUAUCAAUCCUGGGCUGCCGCAACUGGUGCAUCAGAUGGAAAAAAUUCACGAAGCACUGUAAAUUUUGGUGGUUGGGAUGAACUAGACAAUCAUGGGAUGGAAGGACAGUCGAAAAAGCCCCCUAAUCGAAGACUGGCUGAACCAACACAGGGGACUGAUGGUAAAUUGAGUAAGAGAAUCGGGAGGAGAGAAACUCCAUUGCUAUUGAGAUUGGUUAUUGCUGUUUUCCCGUUCAUGGGAUCCUGGACCAAGCUAUUGUAA